Molecule: messenger RNA, 3282 nt
Organism: Dromiciops gliroides (monito del monte)
Lineage: Eukaryota; Metazoa; Chordata; Mammalia; Microbiotheria; Microbiotheriidae
Gene: CSNK1E
Product: casein kinase 1 epsilon
Exons: 11
Coding region: 394-1644 (416 amino acids)
Biological process (GO): signal transduction; endocytosis; peptidyl-serine phosphorylation
Cellular component (GO): nucleus; cytoplasm
Molecular function (GO): protein serine/threonine kinase activity; ATP binding
Source: RefSeq, a predicted model, not a curated record
GGGCAGGCAGAGCGGAGGAGAGCAGCUGCCAGACCUGGGAGCAUGCAGGAGCCACCCCAGAGAAUGAUCAGGAAAGGAGAAAGCGUGAGCUCAUUCCAGAGAAGCCUAUAAAAGGAGCAGAGAGGGAGGGGGCCGGGGCUAGAGCCCUGGACAGCACCCACUGAGAGGGAGAGGGAGAUCAGGGCAGGGCAGGGCGGCCCAGGAGGCAGUGACUGAGCUGGGCGGAGGGGUCGGUGGGAAGGCCUGUGGUGUCAGGAGGAGGAUGAACGCAGAGCCAAGCUCUCUAGCCUGGGCCCCAAGGAGGCAGCUGGUGAAGCCGGCCGGUGCUUUCUGAGCAGUGCUGGGGGACUUGAGAGAGAAGGAGCAUCCAAGAACAUCCAGUGAGACUGAAUCAUGGAGCUCCGUGUGGGGAACAAAUACAGGUUGGGCCGAAAAAUUGGCAGUGGCUCCUUUGGGGACAUCUACUUGGGUGCCAACAUUGCUUCUGGGGAGGAGGUGGCCAUUAAGCUGGAAUGUGUAAAAACGAAGCACCCCCAGCUGCACAUCGAGAGCAAGUUCUACAAGAUGAUGCAGGGAGGAGUGGGGAUCCCCUCCAUCAAGUGGUGUGGCGCGGAGGGGGACUACAACGUCAUGGUGAUGGAGCUGCUGGGCCCCAGCCUGGAAGACCUCUUCAAUUUCUGCUCCCGCAAGUUCAGCCUCAAGACUGUCCUUCUCUUGGCUGACCAGAUGAUCAGCCGCAUUGAGUACAUCCACUCUAAGAAUUUCAUCCACCGAGAUGUGAAACCUGACAACUUUCUCAUGGGCCUGGGCAAGAAGGGAAACCUGGUUUAUAUCAUCGAUUUUGGCCUGGCCAAGAAAUACCGGGACGCUCGCACCCACCAGCACAUCCCCUACCGGGAAAACAAAAAUCUGACUGGCACCGCCCGCUAUGCUUCCAUCAACACCCACUUGGGCAUCGAGCAAAGCCGCCGUGAUGACCUGGAGAGUUUGGGUUACGUGCUCAUGUAUUUCAACCUGGGCUCCUUGCCCUGGCAGGGCCUCAAAGCAGCCACCAAGAGGCAGAAGUAUGAACGUAUUAGUGAGAAGAAGAUGUCCACACCCAUCGAGGUCCUUUGCAAAGGAUACCCCUCUGAAUUCUCCACAUACCUCAACUUCUGCCGCUCUCUCCGGUUUGAUGACAAGCCCGAUUACUCGUACCUGAGGCAGCUCUUCCGUAACCUCUUCCACCGCCAAGGCUUCUCCUACGACUAUGUCUUUGACUGGAACAUGCUCAAAUUCGGUGCGGCCCGGAACCCCGAGGAUAUGGACCGAGAGCGGCGGGAGCACGAGAGAGAGGAGAGGAUGGGCCAGUUGCGAGGAUCUGCUACGCGGGCCCUCCCCCCGGGACCCCCUGCUGGUGCCACUGCCAACCGCCUCCGCAACGUGGCCGAGCCCGUGGCUUCCAACCCAGCCUCCCGCAUCCAGCAAGCUGGAAAUACUUCUCCCAGAGCGAUCUCACGGGUAGACAGGGAGAGGAAGGUGAGCAUGAGGUUACACCGAGGGGCACCGGCCAACGUCUCCUCUUCCGACCUCACAGGACGCCAAGAGGUGUCUCGGAUUUCAGCAUCACAGACAAGCGUGCCAUUUGACCACCUCGGGAAGUGAGGGGAAGAUGCCACUGGACCAGUGUUUGCUUAGUGUCUUCACUGUAUUUUUCUUUUAAAAAAAUUUUUAAAAAGACUUAAAAAAAGAACAAAAAGAAAAUGAAAAAAAAUCCCACAAAACAGACAACAGGUUUUUGUUGCUGUCUGGGGUUUUUCUUUCUUUCUUUCUUUUCUUUUCUUUCUUUUUUUCUUUUUGCCAAUGGAGAAGAGACACGAAGCUCCCACUGCACCGACCUCUGGCCCUGGUGUCCGCCUUCCUCCCCAGUCUGCCUUCUGCCCUCUAGAUCCCACCAAGGGACCUUUGGGGACCGCCACCUGGAGCCAGGCCAAGCCCCUCCCCAUGCCUGCCUCCCCUGCACAGUGGGGGAGGGGGGCUCUCCCUCUCCUCCUGCUAGCCCAGGCUGGGGGUCUCCAGGGGUCAGGGCCCCUCUGCCCUCCCGCCCCACACUCCUGUUCUCUGUGUCAAUGUUGAUGUGAACAUCCUCCGAAUCUGAGGAGCCAGUCUCUGGAUGAAGAGGAAAGGGAAAGCCUGCUCAGGCCAGAAGCUGUCUGGAUUUCAUUUUGUUUUGUGAAAGUAAACUUGUGACUGCCUGUGGGGGCUUGGCUUUCUUGGCUAGCCGGGCCUCGAAGCCUCAGAAGAUGCCGGCUUUCAAGGGUCCCUUGUGGGGUCUCGGGGCUCAAGCUGGAUGCUUCCCUGACAUCCCUGACCCAGUUCUCUCCUUAGCACUGAUCCAGGGGUUGUCCCCGGGCCGAGCUGGGGGCCCCUGGAGCCUGGCAGGGAAGGGAAGGCAACUGUGACCCUGGAGCCUCAAGAGGAUUCCUAGGAAGCUGGGCUAGGGGGGUGGGGGUGGGGGGGGCAGUGAUGGACGGUGUGACUGUGGGUAUGUCCGAGAGUGUGCCUGUGUGUGUCUUUUGGAUUUGUGUAUUCUCCAGGAUGAGCAUUAAGGGCCUGGGAGGGUCCCUGCAGGAUGCUGUGGGACAACAGGCCCCUUCUUCCCCCCCCCCCAACCCCUUCACACUUCAGUUUGGCUAUCCCAGUUUUGAUGCCCAGAAGGCCUCCCUCCUGGGCUGCCCAGGAAAGGAAGGGAAGAACCCCAGACCCUCCUUGGAUCCAGUCCCGCAGCGGAAAGGAACAUCCCCUGCCCCCACCACCCUUGCUGGAGAAGAGCGGUCCUCCCGAGCCGGUAUCAGAGACAAAUGGGAAGAAAUUGGCUCUUGGGUUUCCAGUGAACCGUGGGGGCCCCACCCCUCCUUCUGUGACCUUCUGCUGCCCUGUUACCCCACACGUGGAGCCACCGGGGCCCCUAUGAGAUCCAUGAGAGGAUGAGAUGCCCAGGGGGAAAUGGAUUUUUUUUGUAAUGCUUUCUAUUUAACACGAGUUUUUUGUUUUUGUUUGGUUUUUGCUUUUGUUUUGGGCUAUUUUUUCCUAAUUUAUUUACCCCUCUUUCUCUGUCUUUUUUUUCUUUUUUUUAACUAAAGAGUAAAUCUUUUUAUUACUUUGUAAUUUAAAAAAAUGGAAAAAAAAUACUGAAGAACUUUGGGGGGAAUUUUGUACUUUUUUCCUGUGUAAAUAUUGGACUUUUUGGAGCUUUAUUGUGGUCGUUAAUUUGGAGUAAUAAAGUAGAAAAUAAUCAAGUGA